Funneliformis geosporum is the source of this 1796-nucleotide messenger RNA. Lineage: Eukaryota; Fungi; Glomeromycota; Glomeromycetes; Glomerales; Glomeraceae. The record is from the annotation of a GenBank genome assembly.
AAAAAAUAAAAGAAAUCGACAAUAAUUUAGUCGAAAUAAAGAAAAAAAUAAAUGAAUUAGAAAUUAAAAGUCAAAAAAUUAAAGAUAAAAAACCACACCUAUUAACGCAAUUAGAGGAUUUAAAAAAGGUAGAAAAAGAACUUGACCAACUAACUAGGAAAAUUAAAGAAAAAGAAAAUCAGUUAAAAGAUACUUCACCUAAAACUGAAAAAGAAAGAAAAAGGUUACAAAAUGAAAUAGAAGAUUCAAAAAAAGGACUUAAAAAAAAACUGAAAGACAAAUCGGUUCAACAAGGUAAUUUACGUAGUACAUUUCUUAACAAUGGUGGUGAUAAAUUAGAGGCCGAAACUCCUACUAGUGAAGAAAACACUUUUUCUUUUGAACAACCAACAAAGGAAAAUUUUAAGGUUUUCAAUGAGUUAUUAGCAAAAAUUAUUGAAGUAGAAAUCUCCGCUAUUAAGGAUGAUCACUUAGCCGAGAUUGAGCAAAUGAAGAAAAACAAAAUCAAGCGAGAAGAAGUUAAAGUUUUAGAAAAAAAAACUAAACAGCAAGCUUCCGAAUUAACUUAUCAAAAAGAACUCUUUCAAGACCAAAAAGAAAAAUAUCUCUGGGAAAUUGAAAUAAAAAAUAAAGCGAUAAAGUCUGCCCAAACUCAAAUAAAUAAUUUGGAAGAAGAAAACGAGGAAUUAUUUCAAGAAAAUGAAAUUUUACGGGAUGAAUUAGAAGCCGGAUUAAAAGAUAAACAAAAUAAAGAAAGUCGCCUUAAUACUUUAUUUAGCCAACGACAAGUAUUUCAAAAUAGAUAUAAUAUCAAAAAAGGGAAAGUUAGCAAUUUAGUCCUUGAACUGCAAAAAGAGCAAACAAAAAAUGCCGAUAUUCAGCAUAAAUUAUUCGAAACUGAACAAGAAAAUAGGAGACUCCAAUAUAGAAAUAUUGAGUUAGAAACUGAUUUAACUAAUGCUCUCCAAAAGAAAAGUGAAUUAAGAAAAAGGCUGAUUGAAAUUAAAAGGAGUCAUAAGUCCUCAGUUCAAAAGGCUCAAGCCGCUAAUUUAUGCCGAGAUUUAAUUAAAUAUGAAAGCAUUGGAGAACUGGAAAAUGAUAAAGAUAAUGCACUUAAGCAAUUUAUUUCUCAAUCUACCGGUUCGCUAAUUGAAACAGUGGCUAAUUGUCAACAACAUUUAAAAGUUACUGAUUUAACUAAACUUACUACUACUCAUCCGAUGCCUAAAGGGAAGUCUUUAACUGAUUUAAUUACUUUUUAUCACGCUAACCAAGGUAAACCUUCAACUUCCACUCAACUCUUGGAGUUAGAAGUACCUAAUGAAACUCCCAUCGUGAACCAAAUUAUUCAGGAGUGUGAAUUAGGACUUAACCAAAAUAGUAGUUUAAACCAAGUGAUUGAGCGAAUCAAUCAGUUAAUUAAAGUUAAACCACCCAUCACUAAACCUGUUAAUCAGUCAACUGAUACUCCGUUUGGGGAGAGUUUAGAAAAAAUUGUGGAAAUUGAUUUAAAUGGUUUAGAAAAGGAAUUAGGAAUUAGGUUGUCAAGUGAAAUAAAACAGCAAAUUAAACAAGUUGCUAACUACCGAGAAUUAAGUUCCCUCCGAAACCAAGAAAUUAAGAAUUAUUUAGAGAAAAGUCAAGGAGGUAUAAUAACUAGUCAACCACUGCAAGCAGUAGUUAAACCGUUCGGAGGAAAAAUAGUUUUGGUCAGUUGGUUAGUGCUAAGUUUAUUAAUGAUUGCCGCUUUCUUAUUAAGAAUAAAGGUAAAACAGAAAGAGAAAAAAAGGAUUUAG